CGUCGCCUCUGUCAUUGGCUGCUGCCACGGCCAAUUUCGUCACGGCCAAGUUACGCUACAUAAACAAGACGCAGAGGGGUUUACUUUUGAGUGGAGGGCUAUAAGCCUCACGGAGUGGUGGUGCGCUGGGAAUGGUUACGUGGUUUUUAGAGAAGAGUCCAAUAGACCAGGAUGUCCUUCGUUUCGGAUGUGCGCCGUCUACUCGAAUGUCCGGAAACUCCCACCCACGCCUGCGCCUGCGCCUGCGCCUGCGCCUGCGCCCAGGCCUGCGCCUAGGCCUGCGCCUUCACUUCCGUCUACCCCUGCAGUUUCAAACGUCAGCGCUGGCACCACACCGAGAACGUCUCCCGAACACAGAACGGCCACCUCAGAUUGUCUUCCAGCAGCGAAGCACCCCUGGUCGCGGCGAGAAUUUCAACGCAGUUACGCCGGAGCGUUCCACUCCAUCCACCGAGAGGGCAUUUUCUGGUGAACGGCAGAGGCAACCUUGCAGAUUUGGA
Molecule: messenger RNA, 500 nt
Organism: Gryllus bimaculatus (two-spotted cricket)
Lineage: Eukaryota; Metazoa; Arthropoda; Insecta; Orthoptera; Gryllidae
Source: the annotation of a GenBank genome assembly